AUGCAAACGCCCUACACAAAUUUGAAUGGAAAUUCAAAUUCUUCUGCUUCGGAUAAAAAAUUAAACAAUGGUGAGUAUUCCUCAAUAAAUGAGUCGACUAAUGAGUCUCCCUUCAUGGAACGAGCCUCAUCUUCAUCGUUAUCGAACGUUUCAUCUUCUUCUGCAUCGCCUGUCGCUGUGCCGCCAAGGAGGAGAGGAAGACCGAAGAGAUCGACUUCCAGAAACGUGGAUUAUGAUUUAAAGAAGAGGAAAAUUAUCUCUUCUGAAGAUAAUCAUAAGAAAAAGAAGAGGAAUAAUCGUACACAAUCUACAUCAAGGACUAAUACUCCAUCUCAAAGCACCACCACGCUUCGAUAUGGGGCGGAUAAACAGGAUAACUAUGAUGAUAAUGAAAACACGCAACCAGAAAUUAAGAAAGAUAUCUUAGAAAGUGACGUAAACGGCAAAAUAAUACGCUUUAAUGAACCAAUCCCAGCGAAUGACGUUAUUAACCCUGCUACAGGUGUGUCUAUGGGCCAAGGUCCUAGUGAAAAAGUGAAGAGAACUUACCUUUGGAACUAUAAAAGAAGUAAUACCACUCCCGGCUUGCUGAUACCCUCCGGGUCGUUAAAGGUGAUACAGAAUGCAAACGUUGUCAGUACUAAUAAUGAUGAGGAUGAGAAAGCUGUGAGGGAAACGCAAAUGUAUGAUGAGCAAUUACAAACUAGGAAAUCAGAUUCAUUGACCAUGCCAAGUACUCUAAGAUACACAAUCAGGCUUAAUAAAAAUCGACCUAAAGAUGAAAAUUCUUCAAACAAAGACUCUAAAGAGAUUUUAUUAUCGCCAUCAAAGACCUCUCAUAAGAUCAAAGCAACUUUUUCAGCUGAAUCUAAAAGUAAAUUAUUAGGUCAAAACUCAUUACCGAACUUGCCAUUGGAUAGUGGUAUAAAGCAUGAAGCAGAUGAAAAACAGGAACAGGAGGGUACAAUAGAAAAUGACGACUAUUGUUCAGCAUGUUUCCAAACAGGCUCAUUCCUAUGUUGUGAUACUUGUCCUAAAUCUUUCCAUUUCCUUUGUUUGGAUCCGCCAUUAGAUCCUAACAAUUUACCGGAAGGUGAUUGGUCCUGUCAUGAAUGUCUAUUCAAGAUGAAGUAUCCAAAUAAUACUCAACUAUAUAAGGCAGAACGUGCAUUUGUUAAGAACCUUUCGAUGACCAAGACUAAGGGAAAUUUGUUUGGUAAGUUGUUAUUUCAAAUAAAUGGUAUUAAUCCAAGACAGUUCAAUUUACCUCAAUCAAUAAAAGAAACAUUCCAAGAUGUAAAAACAGGGCAGCGAGGGCAAUAUCUAGAUAAUAGAGAGAAAGAGCCUCUUCCAGAUAAGAUUUUAUAUGAUGCACCUUACGGGCAGAGUGUUACAAAAUUGGAUACGUAUAACCCUGAUAUACACAUUGAUUCAUCUAACCCUGAUAAGUAUCUAAUCUGUUACAAGUGUAGAACUACAAAGAUGGGAACAUGGGACCAUCCGGAAAAGGGGAGAUUGAUUAUGAGAUGUGACUACUGUAAUACCCCGUGGCAUUUAGAUUGUAUUCCAGAGGUACCGAGAGCGUCUCUUAAAAAUAUUGGUUUAAAAUGGAAAUGUCCAUUACAUGCUGUUCAAACUACAAAGAAGAGAAGAAGAUUAACUAGAAAUCAAGAAUACAUAGAACCACUCCAAUCUUGUGGCUUUCGGAAUGAUGGCGAUAUUGAGAUUCAUUUGGAUGAGCUUUCUUCUACUCAUUCCAAAUAUGUAAUGGAAGCAUUUAAAAAGCCAGGAAGUAUCCCAGCAGUUCCAAUCCUAAAAGAAAAUUCCGUGAAGUUGGAUUUCCUUGAUAAAGUCUUUAGAAUUAAGAAGACACAAAUGGAACAAAGUUUUAAACACCAGGAAAGAUUAAUUGAAACAAUCGUUUUUAAUGAAAAGAGACAACCUGCAAAAUCUGGUGACAUAAUACCACUGUUGUACUUUCAAAUGUGCAAUUCUAGCGGGAGCGAAUCAUAUAUGAAGAAAUUAUGGAAUUUGAAAGAACUCAGUAAGUUUGCUGGCGAUACAUUACAAAAAGAGAUGGCACCCAAUGGUGAAGAAGUAAAGGAAAAUUCAAAGGAUAUGAUAAACAUAUCGUCCUCUGAAUUACAAAAGUUACUCGAACUCAAACAAUUAUUAGAAUCGAAACCUAAAGAGGAUGUGAUAGAAUUUUUUGGUCUGAAUAAUAUAUAG
This is a messenger RNA of Naumovozyma castellii, 2229 nucleotides long. RefSeq names its product Rco1p (gene RCO1). The record is from RefSeq and is a predicted model, not a curated record. Lineage: Eukaryota; Fungi; Ascomycota; Saccharomycetes; Saccharomycetales; Saccharomycetaceae. The transcript has a single exon. The coding region runs from base 1 to 2229 and encodes 742 amino acids.